Molecule: messenger RNA, 1150 nt
Organism: Musa acuminata AAA Group (dessert banana)
Lineage: Eukaryota; Viridiplantae; Streptophyta; Magnoliopsida; Zingiberales; Musaceae
Product: transcription factor TDR-like
Exons: 2
Coding region: 491-1150 (219 amino acids)
Biological process (GO): regulation of DNA-templated transcription
Cellular component (GO): nucleus
Molecular function (GO): protein dimerization activity; DNA-binding transcription factor activity; sequence-specific DNA binding
Source: RefSeq, a predicted model, not a curated record
CUGACAUCCAUAUCCUCCCUCCUAUGCUUGUAGCUGGUUUCGAAGUUGUUCCCAGAGAAAUUACAUGUUCUGGCAUGGGAUAUCUCUCUAACAAUUAAUCCAAGAGGCUUUCUAGCUUGAGUGAACGGAGGAGGCUUUCCUGCUGUUACUGCUCCCAAGGUUUCAUUUCUCUUGAUCACUUCUUCCAUGCGAUUUGCCUUUACCCUCUGCUUCUCCUAGCCUGUGGUAAUCGGACUUGCAGAGUAGAGUGAGAGCUAGAACAAAUGUCUUGGUUCCCAUGCCCGGUGGGCUUGUUGAACUGCUGGUUUCGAAGCACGUAAAGUGUUUCCUAACUUCCUCCUCGAUCAAUCCACUGAGAGCUCACACACACCAUCCGAAUGACCAAGUUGUUUUCCUUCUUUGAUGAACACUCUUUUGUGUUCUAAAUAGACUUAAAUAAGAUUUGCAUGUCAUGCACUGACAGAGGCAGAUCUUGCACACCGUAGAAUUCAUGAUGUCUCAGUGCACCUCGAACUCCUACGACCGCUCCAUCGAUAUGCCCAUGGCUGAUAACGGUGGAUACCCGAGUGCUGAUGGUGGCGGUGGUGGUGGUGGGGAUGAUUCGCAGCCAUGGCUUGCCCCGCAGUUAGUCGCCACCGGCGCUCAAGCUCUUCCUUGGGAUCUCUACGCCACCCAGACGAACUUGUUCGACAGGACGAUGGAUGACGACUUCCUCCACGAUGGCUCUACCAGGAACUUCUUCCAUUGCGGCAAUCCUCCACCUCCGCUGUCGGAGUCUAUGGUCGACGAUGGCAUCCCGGACGACGCACCGGCGUAUCACAAUUUUGGGGAGAUGGUUGGCCACGGUAAGGAGUCGCUGAAGAUGGAAGGCAGCGCCCGAACCGAGUCGGGCUCGGACGGCAGCGACGACGACGAGGAGCACCGGCCGGCGAGGAGGUCCGGUAAGCAACACUGCUCGAAGAACCUCUUCGCGGAGCGGAAGAGGAGGAAGAAGCUCAACGAUCGGCUCUUCGCUCUGCGCGCGCUGGUUCCAAAGAUCACAAAGGUUGUGAAUCAUCUUCUAGCCGAAGGAUCAUAUACCUUACUUCGUCGAACGAUGCUAAUGAAAGGUAUGUUGGCGAUGGGUAGAUGGACAGGGCUUCGAUACUAG